GCCGGCCAACAGGGCCCUUCGCCGCUUACUUUCUCUGUGUCCCUCCUCGUUCACUAGCUAUGCUGGACAAGUACGAAAGAGUUGGAGCCGGCCGAUGAACUUUUCGUCAGACUUUUCCCUUUCAGUCCUUCUUUGCCCUCUUAGUGACAGGCGGACAACGGAGAGCGCGCGUCGCGCUGGUGACGUAGCGGCCGGUUCUCCGCCAUCUUAGUAGUGGACGGAGAGGCCGCAACUUCGGGGGAACGGAGGAGGUGCGGCUGUCUAAAUGCCGGUGCUCGGCGGCCGUGGGCUCUGGCUGGGCCUGGCGGCGGCAGCGGCAGCGACAGCGGUGAUGGCCACACGGCUGAUGGGCUGGUGGAGUCCCCGCGCUGACUUUCGCCUUUUCAUACCCGAGGAGCUGGCCCGCUACCGCGGCCGCCCUGGGGACCCGGGCCUCUACUUGGCUCUGCUCGGCCGCAUCUACGAUGUGUCCUCUGGCCGGAAGCACUACGGGCCUGGAGCCCACUAUAGCGGCUUCGCAGGCAGAGACGCCUCUAGAGCCUUUGUGACCGGGGACUACUCUGCAGCAGGCCUUGCGGAUGAUGUAUCUGACCUGUCUCCUUCUGAGAUGCUGACACUUCAAAAUUGGCUUUCGUUCUAUGAGAAGAACUAUGAAUUCAUUGGAAGGGUGAUAGGAAGGUUCUACGGAGAGGAUGGGCUGCCUACCCCAGAACUGACCCAGGUAGACGCUAUGAUCACCAAAGGCUUGGAGGCAAACAAACAAGAACUGAAAGAGAAGCAGAAGUUUCCACCAUGCAACGUGGAGUGGAGCUCAGCCAGGGGCAGCCGGUUCUGGUGUUCCCAGCAGAGUGGAGGUGUGAACAGAGACUGGACUGGCGUCCCCAGGAAGCUGUUUAAGCCAGGUGCCAAGGAGCCCCACUGCGUGUGUGUGAGAACAACUGGACCUCCUAGUGACCAGACGUCCGACAACCCUACACGCAGAAAUCGUGGCGACUUGGACCACCCUAACUUGGGGGAAUACACAGGCUGCCCACCCUUAGCCAUCACCUGCUCCUUUCCUAUAAGCUGGUACCCUGUAUGUUGAUAACCCACAAAGAACCCUGCCCAGAACCCUAACGGGCCCUUGACUCAUGUGCCCCAGGAUGGCUCCUGACAUGAAACAAGAGGGCCUGGAAGGACUCUGACUGUACACUGCAAACAUGACUCAGGCCCCCUCACCAUAGACUCACCAUCCUGGUGACUGAGGCCAGAGCCUGGCAACCUGCCUGGUACUGAUCAGCCUGUGCUUGUCACUGUUCCUCUAGCUCUCCUUCCAUCCUCCUUUGGUGUCCACAGAUAUUAAUGGGCACAGAUAUGACCAACUCCAGACUAACUGGACAGACACAGAAGGGCUUUGAGCUUCAACAUCUUUCUUCCCACGGACUCCCAGGCUGCCCAGACCAGCCUGUACCUCCCACCCAAAUCUAGAUGUCAGGGCAUCGGGGGCACUGGCAGAAAGGGACAUCAUUCCCCUGCAGCUCAGAGACAAGGAGACACAUCCAGAAAAGCCGAGUAAAUUAACAGCAUCAACACAAUCCUAUUCCAAGUUCCCCACUCGCUAAACUUGUGACCCGUGACUUUUAUAGUCUUUUUUAUAUGUAAGACCUCUACCCUAAGGCAAACUUGAAUUUAUAGCCCAAAGCCACACUGAGUUAGUUUCAGCUGGACCAAUACAGUGAGAGAAGACAAUAAAAUAGGGUAGGCUGAUUCUGGAAAUGGAAGAGCUUCUGCAUACAUGGAUGCAGCACAUCCAGGUGUCUCUGAACAAAGCAACAACUUAAAACAAGGAUACUGUUUCUCUUUUAAACACUUAAGAUUAAGGGUAGUAUGUUUUCAGAGGGAGAAGCCUGCAUUUUGAGCGAAAGGUAGUUUUCCAGCUCUAACACAGACACUGGUUAAGAGCCACAUCAAAGUGUGCAUGAGGCUGUAAAUGCCGAUACAAACAGUGUUAAGUCCAGGGUCAUCUGUAAUCUCCUGCCCAGGGCCAAGUUCAUACCAGUUACCUCUUGGAUUAAGCAGCCAGGGGCAAGGUGCAUUCCUACUUUACAGAUAAGGAAUCUGGUGCGAUUACAGUUUCAUGGUCUCCUCUGCGCCUUCACCUCAACUCCUCCCCAUCCGCUCAACUCAUACUCUAAACAUUAUCCUUUCUCUCUCUUUUUUUCAUUCUCUCCUUUAUCAUUAUUCUCCUUCAACAGCUUCCAGAUUCACUGACUAGAAAACAGAGGCUGCCUCCCUGUAACUGUCAGACUCGUGCUCAUUGCCCUUUAGCCCCAGCUGUUCCUCACACCUGGACUCCGCUCUCGGCUCCUCUGGCCACCUGGGAGCUUCCUCAUCUGCCCUUCCUGUACCUUUAGCCUCUUCCUGCCUCCUGGCUCUUUCCUCUAAGGAUGCACUCAGUAGCUCAUCGCUGUCACAUCAUAAGUAAAACACCCCCUUGUGACAUGUUCUUCCAAAGCCCCACGUCUGCUUCCUGUCUCUGCGGAGCUUUGAAAAAGCUGCAUGUACUCACUGCCUUCACUCCUCAGCCCCUAUUCGCUGUGCAGCAUAGUCGCCCAGCUCCUGCCCUUCUCUGCUCCAUGGCAGGAUAAAUCCCAUCCUGGCAAACCCAUGGCCACGUUCACUUAAUAUCUUCCUGGCUGGUCACAUUUGAGGGCCCUCAUGAAACCCUCCCUUGGCUUUUUCCUAAUUUCCCUUAUCUCCCUCAUACUGUUCCUUCUCAGACUCCUUGAAAGCCUCCUCCUGCAUGAGCCCUUCCCACCAGCUCCCCUUCCUCCUACUUCAGCUGCCACAUCACUUCUCAAGUCCAGGUGGCUGUCCCAACCAUUUCUGUAGGCCCCUCAGGUACCACAGUUCUGAGUCAAUCUUAAAUCUUCUCCCUCACCAUUCUUCCAGUUCCCCUGCUGGCUCCACCAUCACCAUCCUACAGUCCCCAGUCACCCAGUCUUCCCCAACUCCUCCCCACCAAUCUGUAGGUCCUGGCAGUCCCACCUCCUGAGUUCCCUCCCUCCCAUCCCCUCACCCACUCCCAGGCCACCACCUCUGGGUGAGGCUGUCUUGUCUCCCCGGGAUCAUUGCCGGAAUCCACUUGCACUUCCUCCAGCCCAUCCUCACACCACUGAGUCAUGUGCUUGAUGGUCAGGGCGUUCUCCAUUUAAACUUCUUCACUGGCGCCUGCAGCUGUGAGGAUCAGGUGCUAGUAACUUUUCAGCAGCACACAGCCCAUCUAUGGUCAGGCUCCUCUUAGCCUCAGAAUCUCUCCCCCCCACCUCCCACCUGCACUGUUCCCUCCAGCCUUCAUCUCACUGCAUUAUGCCUGCGACACCACCCAGGAUGCCCCUGCUGCCUGGAAUGACACCUCUUCUGCUCAAUUUGUCUACCUCUUAUCUCUUAAAAACUCAGCUCAAUCAACUGGGAGCCUCCCAUUGGCCCACCAGUUGGACUUACAUGCACUUUCCCAUAGGAAAAUAACACCAUAUUCACUAACAAAUAGCACAGUGUCUCUUAACUAGAAAUUUCUUAUCAGACUGUCGCAUUAAACUGCAGACUCUGAGGACAGGGACCAAAGGUUACUUGUCUUUGUACCCCCAUAUCCACAGUACCUGCGCAUGGUAAGCACACAGGAGGAAAGUGAGGCUCCCGACCUCAAGGAGCUCACAGUAUGGCAAGGUAAAGCCCUGCUUAGCGCAGCUGGAGGCCAUUCUUGGGGUAGGAAUGCAGGGAUGGUGUGGGGGCCAGGUCUAGAGAUGUUUAGAUCCUACCAAAAACAAACUGGGAAAGGAGCAAAACAAGGCUUAUUUACAGUCAUCCCAGCCGUGUAUGGACCUAAACUCUGGCUGAUGGAAGACCCCUGAGCCCAUUUUUCAGGACUCACUCAGCCAGCCUCCGCAGGCUGCUUACUUCCUUGCCUAAUGAGAACUCAUUUCCUCUUCGAUGCCAACCACUCACUUUGUAGGUUUUCAUGUUCAUGGUCCAAAGGGCUCAGCCACGAGAAGCUAGUGGUUACUGGAGAAAUGCCUGUCCUUUCUCUCUCCUGGGCAAAACCAUGGAGGAGGGAGGCAGUUGCUUUCUGAUGGAAGCUACGGAAGUUUGGCUCGGGCAGUUGAGACUUGUUGGCAGAGGGAAACAGAGAAGAAAACGAAUACAUGUUGGGCAAGCAUGCUAGGCAGGGAGGGAGCAUCCUCUGUUCUCACUUAACCUCUAUGCCAGCCUUGAGAGGGUCUUUUUAUGGUCCAGAAAAGGGACGUAAACACCCCAUCCCCUCAUCUAAUGGUUACAGCAGUCACUGCACGGCAGAGCUCGGCUUUCGCCCAUGUCUGCUCGCUCUACCAACCAGUGAGCAGCGUGACAGCGAAGGCUGCGCAGCUGCCCUCCAACAAGCUGGAGGAAACUGUAACAUCUGUGUUUUAAUCCUGAGAUUCCAGUUUUUCCUAUAAACACAGAACUAAGAGUGAAGAGCCUGCGAUUUUUUGCAUGACUGACUAUACAGCAAAGGGAGCCAUUUCAGACCACCGAUGCCAUCCCCUGUGUGCUCAGCGCCAGGACAAGCUGUGAUCUGAAAGACAGACCCCACGGACAGGUUAAGGUGGUCUGUGGAAACCUGAAUUCCCACCCUCGAGAACACUUCCUACUGCCCGAGCCCCCCAGAUUUCUUCUCUGCAAGAAGGCAGCAGCCAUUGCUCCCAGCAGCCCGCACUGGAGGAGACUCUGCCAUGCACACCAGCAUGAGAGAAGGACAUGUCACUUACUACCGGCCACCCUCCGCAAGGCAGCCCUGUGAGUUGGGAAGGACCACGGUCACUUGUAUUUUAUAGACACAAAAACUCAGGCAUAGAAAUUAUGAAACUUGCCUGUUUAACUCACAUAUUAUGACAUAAUCUGACAAUGUUUUCUUAAGGAUGGCUAAUAGGAACACUUGGAAUUGUUGCUGGAUGCCCUUAACCAUGCCUGUUAACUAGGAUAAAGGCCACCAGAGAAUGCGAUCCAUCAAUCACCCAGCUGGUCCGAACAAGGGGUGAGCAAAAUGGAAGACAGGUGAAGGAAACGCAAACGCUAGUUCAUGAAAGUGUUAGGGCCAGGUGAGCUACUAGAUUUGUGCAUUUUGUAUGGGGAGAUUACAGGUUACUAGAUUUUAACUUGCAAACCCCUAAACUUUCCUUAGUUUUCUCGGAAGCGCACCGCACUGGUCCUCCCUUUAGACCAUGACCAGCAGGACCCCCACCAUGGGUGGACCCUCCUGAGCUGCUCCUAAAUAAUGGGGUCAGAGGGCGUUUCCAGGGUCCUCGGGGGAGACUGCACGUGCAGUGGGGUCACAUGACUGAGACUGCCGCUCUGGUCACACAGUCUGGGCCAGGAGCACAGCACGUCCAGGCAGCUGGCAUUACACCUAGAACAGCUACUUUUUAACUGCUGUCAACAAUGUGUUUUUGAAAAGUGUUGGAAAAACAAACUUUCCUGAAGAGUAGUUGUUAAAGAAAUGUAUUCACGUUAGGAGUUUAAAAAUUUUUGUUUGUUUUUAAUGCUCGUUGGUACUUUUUGCAUUAAAAGGAACUGCAAAUGUGUUAUUAA
This is a messenger RNA of Vicugna pacos (alpaca), 5604 nucleotides long. RefSeq names its product cytochrome b5 domain containing 2 (gene CYB5D2). The record is from RefSeq and is a predicted model, not a curated record. Gene Ontology annotation, cellular component: membrane; endomembrane system. NCBI's taxonomy places the organism in Eukaryota, Metazoa, Chordata, Mammalia, Artiodactyla, Camelidae.